AUGUCCUAAUCGUGAACUACUUACAGUGUCUACAGUGAUAUCAAUAUCCUUGCGCUCUUCUUACAUUCGGUGGCGCUUAGAUAAGAACGAUAAAAUUACUACAUAGAGUGUUUGUUGUGUUAUGAUAUGUGUUGUUUGUGUUUUCUUAAUCAUCUUCUUAAGGUAGGUAUGGAUUUCUUCUUUUUCAGGACGGUCGUUGACUUUUUGUUUCCCAUGAUGGUGAUUUCAAAUUGUCAACUUCAGCAUUUUGCAUCCCUAUAAAGGAUGGUAGCACAUGCAGCAUCUUCAGUAAUUGUUUGACUUCUUGAGGUGCGGAAUACAAACAUCCUGAAAAAGUAAGAAGUGUAAAUCUUCUUUUUGUUAUAAUUUUUUUAAGUGUUUAUUGGUGUUCCUUUUUGUUAUUUUUCUUUUAAAAUAUGUAUUUUUUUGUGUAGUGUCUGGAGAAGGAGAUUGCCCAAUAGGUUUGGAGAAGUUUUUGAAGUCUCUACAAGUUAUAGCGGCUUCUAUUCAUCACUCCAUAUUAGAAGUAGAUUGUUUUGAAGCAAUGGGGCGUCCGGGACGUCCGAAGCGAGGAGGAUAUAGAGAAAAAGUGGAUGUUAAAUCUCGAAAUGAGAAACUGCGCCAUUUGAAAAAGGAGAUGCAGGAAGAUUCGGCACAGAUGACGUCGAUGCUGAAUCUUGUUCUACGACCAGAUCGUCCUAGCUGCUGCUAUUGCGGGGGAUGUUCAAGUUUACCAAAGGCAUUGGAAUUGACAGAACCAUUAGAACCAAGGAAAAUUGUGGACACUAUGGUUUGGAUCGAUGAUGCACCGAAGUUUGUGUCGUCAUGCAAAAUUGAAGAUAAGCCUUUAGAUCUGUCAAUGAAGUCCUCCAUCGUGAAUAAAAUUUUUCAACCAAAAAUUUUCUUAAAGGAUGUUAAAUCACUUUUGGUUGAUCCAUUGUGGCUGGAUCCUGUUCUUCAACCACAGGCAGCACCUUCUUUUGAAACACAACCAAAACCUUAUUCGCAGCCAGGGCCUUCUUUUGAGUCGGGGCCAAGGCCUUCUUUUGGGCUACAAGCAGGACCUUCUUUUGAGACACAACUAAGACCUUAUUUUGAAUCGCAGCCAGGGCCUUCUUUUGAAUCGCAGCCAGGGCCUUCUUUUGGGAUACAAGCAGGAUCUUUUUUUGAAUCGCAGCCAAAGUCUUCUUUUGGGAUACAAUCAGGAUCUUCUUUUGAGAUACAAGCAGGACCUUCUUUUGAGUUGCAGUCAAGGCCUUCUUUUGGGAUACAAGCAGGACCUUCUUUUGAGUCGCAGUCAAGGCCUUCCUGGUAUAUGGAGCCUGAGGACGUGAAAGUGGUCUUGGAGGAAAAUCCGUUGCCGAAAUUGGUUCCAAAAAGAUUUGAAAUGUGUAUGUGCGGUCUGUGCAAUUUAUAA
Messenger RNA from Leptopilina heterotoma, 1417 nucleotides. RefSeq lists its product as uncharacterized. The coding region runs from base 545 to 1417 and encodes 290 amino acids. The transcript has 3 exons. NCBI's taxonomy places the organism in Eukaryota, Metazoa, Arthropoda, Insecta, Hymenoptera, Figitidae. The record is from RefSeq and is a predicted model, not a curated record.